Enhydra lutris kenyoni (northern sea otter) is the source of this 3071-nucleotide messenger RNA. RefSeq names its product testis expressed 22. NCBI's taxonomy places the organism in Eukaryota, Metazoa, Chordata, Mammalia, Carnivora, Mustelidae. The record is from RefSeq and is a predicted model, not a curated record. The transcript has 3 exons. The coding region runs from base 317 to 763 and encodes 148 amino acids.
ACAGCGAGCGGGAGGAGGGAGGAGGGAGAGCGCCGCUGCCCUUCGUUCUGGGGCUGGUCGGGGUCCUCUGUGCGGUCCGCGGCGGCCGGGGGAGGACGCACGCCCCGCGGGCUGGAGCCAGGCGGGGAGCCUGGGCCCGGGACGGGGGGCAGCGCGGGGUGACCCUGUGGAGAGGAAGGGCGGCCGCAGCGCGGCUGGGGACCCGCGGCCCCCGAGCUGGAAGGGGCGGCUGCCGGAGCCUGACGCGGCCCCCGUGGCCGGGGUCCAGGGAGCAGCGGUGACCUUGCCCAGAGCCCGGCGGCCUGUGGGGCUGGCGAUGGACCGUCGGGAGCCCUGGUCUCAUGGCCCCGCGGGGAAGGCGCCCCGGCAGGCCUCGCCCCUCCGGAGCCCAAGCAGGGCCUGGGGCCGGCCCAGCACCCAGAGUGGAGGGCAGCAGGCGCGGACUCAGGACUGGGUGUGCGAGCCCCCCGAGAGCAGGCCCGCGAGCCGCCGCUGGAGCGUCAGCAUCGAGGAGCGCCGGCAGCUGGCCACGCAGGACGGCAGGGAGGAGCCGGGCACCGGCGGGCCUGACCCCCACUACAGGGACAUUGCGCAGCUCGUUGCCCAGCUGGUGUCCGAGGACGUGGACAAGGACGUGCUCCUGCCCCACCCACUGAGGUCCUCUGAGUCCGCCCACGCCUUCCAUGCCUUCCUGGCCCGGAGCUCGCCUUUCUGGCAGACCGCGACUUCGAAGGCGCAGGUCUUGAGGUCACUGCCCUCCUAAGAGACGACUCAGCCCAGUGUCUGUGUUCCAGCGCCUUUCCUGGGGGCCAGGGGUAGGCGGCGGCGGCCUCUUCACCUCCCGCGGGAGCUCGUGAGCCCAGGGAUGAGAGAACCCAGGCCCAGGAGGACCCCGUGACUGCCCCUUCCUUAGAACACGCAGCCCUGAGGCCUUGGAGGCCACCUUCGGGGGGGUGCCCUGCCCCAGCCCAGCCUCCAGGAGGCUCCCUGAAGGGGUCUGGGGGACAGGGCGGGGGUGGCGGGUGAUUCCGGAAGAGCCCUCUGCUGCCUAGAGAGGCCUGGCCUGCUCCCUCCUGGAGUCAAGCAGCUGUGAAUGGCCUACAAGGGGGAGGAGGGCGUGAUGGCUCACGGGCCCCUACAGAGCCCAGUUCAUGAGCAACUCCCUUGCUGGCCCUCCAGGAGGGUGGGGAGUUUGAGGCCAUCAGCUGCUGGGCACGAAUGCUCACCCAGCUGGGGGACACCAGGUCUCAUGCUGGGCCCUGCCUGCGGUAGGUCCAAAGGGGCCCGCGUAACUCGGGGAGCAGAAGCCAGGGGGUGCUGAGCACAGGGAGGCUUCCUGAAGGAGGGGUGCCUCCCCACCUCCGCACAGUGGUUGGCGGGCAGAGGGCAUGGGAAGCUGUGAAGAGCGGGCCCUGGGCCCAUCCCAGCAUCUGCUUUUGGGGGUUGAGGGGUGGGCGGAGGGUUCUGAGCCCCGGGUGAUGUGGGGGAGUACACUGGCGGAGCUGGAGCUGGAGGGGGACUGGAAGCGGGAGGAGGGAAGGCGGGAGUGAUGGCAGGCUCCCAGCCCUCCAGGGCCAUGGAAGGACAGCAGCAGGGGGUGGGAGCCGUCCCUGGGACUUGGCCACUGACUCUCAGAGGCUGACGGGCUUCUGUGUGGGGACAGCUGGGUGGCGGGGACUUCAGGCUAGAUGAGGUGAGGAACCCCAGGUCUGGGGUGCGGGCAGGAACUAGGCCUGCAGACACUGGCCUCCCUGGGUCCCGGAACCUGUGGCCUGUGUCCUGAGGGGCAGGCUGAGGUUGAGGCCUGGGGGACAAUAUGACCCCCUUCUCCCCUCUUUGGGGAUCUCUGAUGAUGAACUACGGGGUGGGCGUCAUGGGCCAGGCUCCAAGCUGGGCAGGAAGGAACCCCCCCGCCCCCACCCAGCAGUGCUCCCGGUGCAGAACGGGAGCUGAAGUGCCAGCAGUUAGGUAGAGGUGACAAGGGCUUGGCUUGGAGUUCUUUAUCACGGAGCGGGGAUCCGGAGGGUCAUGGGCUGACCUGCCGGUCCUGGUCUGCCUUGGGGCGGCUCAUGAGGCUGCAGGCAGAUGGUGGUGAGUCCAGGAUGCCCCGACGGCCGGCCCUCUGCCUUCCACAUGGUCUCGGCACCUCUGCUGGGCGGGGAGCCUGCUGCCCGGGGCCCGGCACUCCCACUCCCGCAGCAGAGCAGAGGGGCCUUGGGGGGGGGGGGCGAGACCCCAGCCGCGCAGCGUCUUCAGCUGCCUCCUGCGUGGUUACCAUGGUUACUAAGGCCUCAGGACCCUCCCAGUGACCCCGUCCGGUAGAGCGUGGUGCCCAGGACAGGGGCCACUCACCACCGGGGGGUGGAUUUGCUGUCACCCAGAGCUCUGGUUUCUACUGCUGCCCCAGCAGAGCACCGCCGCAGACGACCUGACCUCACGUUCCCUGGCUGGGGCUCCGCAGAGAUCCCAAAUGGGCCUCACCAGCCUAGGAUCAGGCUGUGCUCACGGCGGCCAGCCUUUCUGGAGAAACCGUUCCUGGCCUUUUCCAGCUUCUGGAAGCUGCCUGCUAGCCUUGGCAUGUGGCCCCUUCCUCUGCCUUCAAGGGCGGCCGCGUGGCCCCUGUGGGCCCCAUGCCCCAUCUUCUCUGGGGCCUCUGCCUCUUCUGUCGGCCCCCAGCGCUGCGGGCCGCUGCUCCACCCUCAUGGCUAAGCCGUCCCAGGCCCCACGGGCACAUUCACAGCUUUGGGGUGAAGAUGUGGAAUCUUCUUGGGGGUGCUGUACCUUCCCCGGGGCCCAGCACCGACUGGGUAGAACUGGGGGUGCUGCGUCCCAUCCCACAGAACAUGGGACUGCCCCCCCCAGCAACCAAGGACGGUCAGCCCCAACUGGGAAUAGCACCUGCGCGGAGCCCCUGGGACAGAAGAGGGUCCCCCAGCAUCACAGAGGGAGUCAGCAGGACGAGCAGUCAGUCUAAAGCCAGCAGCAGUCAACGGGGACGUCUGCUGGGCCACCCCCACCUAUGUCCCUUCUUUGUUUUUAUUUUUUAAGAUUGCAUUUAUUUUGAGAGUGCA